Messenger RNA from Larimichthys crocea (large yellow croaker), 5907 nucleotides. RefSeq names its product MLLT6, PHD finger containing. Gene Ontology annotation, biological process: regulation of transcription by RNA polymerase II. Gene Ontology annotation, molecular function: histone binding; nucleosome binding. Lineage: Eukaryota; Metazoa; Chordata; Actinopteri; Sciaenidae. The record is from RefSeq and is a predicted model, not a curated record. Gene Ontology annotation, cellular component: nucleus.
AUGCGGGUGGAAAUGGUCGGAGGUUGCUGCGCGUGUCGACGAGCGACUGCGGCUGAGAAUCCGCUGGUUUACUGUGAUGGACACGGCUGCAGCGUCGCCGUUCACCAAGCAUGCUAUGGCAUUGUCCCGGUGCCCACCGGUCCGUGGUUCUGUCAGUGUGAGUCACAGGAAAGGGCAGCACGCGUGAGGUGUGAGCUCUGUCCCCACAAAGAUGGAGCCCUCAAGAGGACGGACAGCGGAGGCUGGGCCCACGUCGUUUGCGCGCUCUACAUCCCCGAGGUGCAGUUUGCCAACGUCCCACCAGGAGCAAUCAUCCUGCAGUACGUCCCACAUGAGAGAUAUAUCAAGACCUGCUACAUCUGCGAGGACCACGGGAGGGAGAGCAAGGCUGCCUGUGGAGCCUGCAUGACCUGCAACAGACAGGGCUGCAGACAAGCCUUCCAUGUCACAUGUGCUCAGAUGGCAGGUCUGCUGUGUGAAGAGGAAGGCCCAGAAGCAGACAACGUCAAAUACUGCGGAUACUGCAAGCAUCACUACAACAAAAUGAGUCACAAGGACAAGAUUCGACAAAAAGAGCGUCACAAGAAGUCCUCUGACAGCCUUGUCUCCUCAGUGACAAGCAGCAGUAUAGAAAAAAUAUCCUCCAGUCACCACAGCAACAAGGACAGCGAGGGGAAGUCCAAGAAGCUGAGCUCACACAGUCAUGGCCACCGAAGUAAAAAGACGGGAAGCACUGGCAAAAGCUGCUCUUCUUCCUCCUGCUCCUCCAGUCCAUUCAACACAGGUGGCUCCCUGCCUUCCACUCAGGAUUUCCAUCAGUUCUCGUCGUCCUCCCGCCUGGAGCGCGACCAUGAACGAGGUGGCGACGACCACCACAGUGGUGAGGAGCGUAAGGAGCGUCACAGGAGGCCAGCGGUCCAGGAGGAAGAGGACGAGGAGGAGGAUGAAAAGGAGGAGGACAAAGAUGAAGAGGAAGAAGAGGAGGAGGACAGUAAAUAUCACAAGCCACCAGCUUUGACUCCUGCUGAGGGCCCACUGGCAGGGUCACAGGGUCAUGACAGGUCGGAGGGCAACACGAGCCCUUUCACUAUCUCCACCUUUGGGUCCAUCAUGCGCAUCACCUCCUCAUCAGGGCUGGGCAACAGCAGCAAGAUCCGGAAGAUCUCCUCCUCCGGGGACUACAAACCCUCCAAGUCUCUCUGCAAACCAUCUCAACUGAGCACACCGCCUAUUCUGGAGGAGGCGGACAUGGAGGAAAAGGCCACGCCUCCACCACUGCCCAGAGAGAGGAGGCACCGCGGCAACAAGAAGAGCAGCCACGGUCCAGGGCGCCCACGGGGCAGCAAGAACCGAGAGCGGAGGGAAGAGGAGCAUCACCACCACCAUCAUCACGCGGCACCCCCUCCUCCAGCCUUAACCUCCUCGCUCUACCCGAGCCCGUCCUCCGUCCCGCACCCCGCCUUCCCCUCCACGCUUCCUCCCACCACCAUCGGUUCCUCGUCUUCUUCUUCCUCUUCUUUCUCCUCCUCCUCUGCUGGCAGUUUUUCCACAAGCCGCGGCAACUCGCUGCUCGGCUCCGGUAUCUACUCCAGUCUCAAGGACCCUCUCACACUGGGCGGGGGCGUCUGCAGUACCCCUCUCUCCCUGGGUGGAGGGGUGUGUAGCACCUCUUUGUCCCUGGGAGGGGGUAUGUGUAGCACCCCUCUCUCCUCAGGACUCCUUCAAUCCCACGUCUCCUCACUCUCACUUCCGUCGGUCAACGCUGUCUCGAACACACAGGUGCAUCCAGGUUCCAGUACCUCCUAUAGCCUGACCUCCACUCAGCCCUUCGCCAGCUGUCUCUCCACAACCGCGACACUGCCGCCACUACUGAGCCAAGCCCAGACCUCACUGCCAGAGUCCGACCUCGAUGACUGUCGCUUCCCAUGUCACGGAAACUCGCCGAGAGAGAGUCUUUCUUCACAGUCUCCGAUGAGUUGUCUUCCUCUUCUAUUUGACCAGAGAGACGGGCUGGGUGCAGGCGUCAGAGCGCGCCCUGAGAACGUCCCUGCAGCCAGCUCUCACAUCGAGCUCCUGCUGGAGAAACAUGGCAACGGAGAGAUGGGCGUCAACAUUGUGGAGAUGCUCCAGUCGCUACACUCCCUGCAGCAGGAGAACCAGCGCCUCCAGGACCAGAUCCUCAGCCUGACAGCCAAGAAGGAGCGGCUGCAGCUGCUCAACACAGAGCUGGCCGUGCCUUUCCCUCCACACAUGAUUUCCGCCCAGGGCUCCAUGCACACCUCCGCCCAGAUCAACUUCCUGUCAUCCACCCAAGACCCCCUGAGCACCAAUAAGAGUCCCCUGUCCAAAAGCUGCUUCCUGAAUGACACCUCCUUUGUUACCUCGUCAGAGGAGCUCCACUCUGGUAGUCCGUCCCGCAGUAGCUCCUCCCUCUCCUUCCAGAGUACUCCUCCUCCACAGCAGAGCCCCGCCUCCUUCAGCCAGCCCCUGCUGAACGGCCUGAGUCGGGGUCUGAGCGACGGUCUGGGGACCAUCAGUCAGGCCGGAAGCUCCUCUCUACCCAUGGUGAGCGGGCUCAUGGCGUCCCUCGCAGGAAGCCCUCAGCUGAAUAUGAACGGCGUGCUGGGCAGCCUGAACGGCGUAAUCCAGUCCCCUGUGCAGAACGCUCCUCAGCCCACGCUCCCCGCUCUGCGCCCUCAGCCUCCACCUCUCAACCCCCAGGCGCUGGCACAGGGCUUUCAGCUUCCCAAGAGUGUGAGCCCGUCUUCUCUCCUGUCCGAGCAGCAGAAGCAGAUUCUUCUGGAGCAGCAGCAACAGCAGCAGCUCCAGCAGUUCCUCACCUCACAGAACUUCACUCCUGAGCAGCAGGUGGUGGUGUGCCAGAUGCUGCAGCAGCAGAGACAGAGGGAGCUGCAGCGCCUCACGCUUACGGGAGCCCUCGCCUCCACUCCAAACUCACCCAUGAUCGCCCAGUCACCCAACCUGCUGUCUUCAGCCACAGCCUCACCCCUGCAGGCCGGCCAGGGUGCCAGCCUCUUUGGCCUGCAGGACAAUGCACUUCACAAGCCCGGGGCUGCAGGAGAGAAGGGUGGAGACAAGAAUGGGUGACGUUUACUCUAGUACACCAGAGCAGCUCACGGGCAGAUAUCGGGCGUCAGCCCACUUGAAGAACUGAGGUCAACUUACGUGACUUUUGAACGUUUUUCCUUCUGUCAUCUUUAUCUUACACCCUCUUUUAUGAAUGUAUAACAGGAUGGACUUAACGUCAAGGUGAAGUUUUUCGUGUUUUGGAAUUCUUUAUAUCAGAGGUUCUUCUCAUAGGUUUUUGUGUAGGCAGCUUUCAGAGAGCACGAAUAUGAUGGUCUCUUCUUAAAUUGCACUAAUUUGUUAGCUAGACCAAUGGGGCUGCUUAUGAAGGCAGAGCCAGAGUUCCUGCUCAUCCCUGCAGGUUCUGUGCGAGCUUUUUUGGGUUGAAGCGUGAACUUGAGGUCAGAGUGUCUCUUCUCUGACUUGUCAACCACUGACCGUUCAUGAUUCCCUUCCACGGCUUGAACCAGUUUCCAUUCAGUCAGUAAGAAUCACAAGACUUCUGCCACUUCUUGCAACCUCAACUGUCUUCCUUGAUAUUUUGUCUUCCCUUUUUGUGUUCACCUCCCCACCCCCAUUUUCAUCCAGAUCUUCUAUAUGUUGCAUCUUAUCACAUGCAUUUAUUAUGUAAAGGGUAAAUAUACUGUCUUUUUCGACGUGUGGUUAGUGGCAUUUCAACAUUAAGCUAGUUAUUACCUCAGAAUUUUCUGCCACCUAUUUUCCAAUGUUGAAUUUUUGUGCUGACUCAUUACCGCAAUAGCCUUCACUGGAUAUAAAUGCCCACCAAAAAAAAGUCUUGGUUUUAGCUCAUGUAAAUGUAAAAAAAAAAUAAACGGCACAGAACCCGCAUGUCCGAGAUGGCGCUGUCGUCCACCAAAGUCUGGCAUCAACGUGAACGUUGAACGCACCAGAUUUUACUCCAAACCACCAGAGUUUCUAAAGACUUUUAUAUCCUUCCAGUUGCUAUCGAGAUUAAGCAGACAAAACCAAACAUUUGGAAACUUAUGAAAGAAAUUAAUUGUUUUUCCUAAACAAGUGUGCACUUUGCAUGUUAGUAGCUAACAGAGCAAAUUAGCCAUUAACACAGUACCUUUAUAAAGGAUGCUUGGUACUUACUAGGCCACUAGGGACGGACAGGUUUUUGAUUUAUGUAUUUUGCACUCCUUCUUCCUCCUCCUCCUACUCCUGAAGCAUUGUUUUUUUUAUUUUGUGUUACUUUCAUACAGAAAUAUUCUUUUCAUGUUCACCAACUAGUUGUUCUUUUAGCAAUACUGGAUAGAUAAUGCCUUAAUGAUGUUAGAUUUACAGAGAAAACCACGAGCCCAAAGGCUCACUCUCUUUGUCGUCUUUCUUUGAUGGUGUUUUUUAAUCUGGGGUACACGGAGGGGCACAUUAGUAAACUCAGAGCACUCUUCCUAAACCCAUUUAUACUUUUGAUAGCUGACUGAUGAUUUCAAAGUUGAAAUGUGUGAAUAACCAUAUAGUGGUAACUAAAGUGUCAAAUCAUUUUUCUAUUGUAAUUUUUGUGUUCAGAUGCAAUGUUCUUCGGUUGUUUGUGAGAAACAAGGACUUAUUGAGACUCUUACAGUAAAGUCUGCACAGUGGUGUCACAGGAGACAGCUGGGGACGGCCAUGAUGUAAACUAUUAUUAAACGUGCUGUCGCAACAGUGUAUCAUACAUAGUGUAGCUGUCAGCUGAGCAGACGGUGAUUUGCCAAUGUUGUUAGUGUUGACCUGCAGGCGCGUUUGAGCCCACGCUCAUGACUCAAGCCAACGUAGAGACUAUGAUGUGCUUCUCUUUCCUUCCACUCCACUCUAUCAUAGUAUGUUCGGCUCGGUUUGACUAACAAAGGCCACUCACAAAGUAAGCGAUUUAUUUGAUCAUGUUUUCUCCUGUGUUUUUUUUUUUUUUUAACAAUACUGUCAUUUUACUAUUUUCUCGCUUCUGUUUGCAGUCUUGAACAUGAUCUCCCAUACAUGUGAUAUCUUGAGUGCUAGGUUGUUUUGUUAGCAGCUAUUAUGUAGACGUCAGAAAGGAACUUCAAGCAGCUCACUAGUCGGUGAUAAAUACUGUAGCAAUGACAGAAGGAGAAUGUUGAUUAUGUUGAUAAAGACACAAGCCGACGCGUUAACAUGACUCCAAGUGGGAGGUCUGCAAUUUACCAAGUAUGUCUUUAUGAUGUAAAUCCAGACACAACCAUGUCCAAGAGAUUGACUGACUGAAGGGUGCGAAGGAUUUGUGAAGCGGUUUCUUUCUCAUGUUGCACUGGGGCGCUUUGGGCCCAAUUGUAAAUCGUUUUUUAGUACCUUUUCAAUUUUGUUGGAAUACAAGUUGUAUACUUUAAUAAUGUUUGUGUAAAGACACAUUCAUUCUUUUAAGCUUUGAAGUUUGGGUAACCAAGAUAAUCCAUGUUCUGAAUGUCGUACUGUGUAUCUUUUAUGUAUUACAACAUUUAAGCACCUGGCUCUGAAUGAGGUCCGAUGGAGAGCGAGUUACCUAUCGGGAUAUGAAUUGCAUGAAAUGCAGUGACGUCUCUCAAAAUGUAUUGCUAAAUACCAAGUAAUAACUAUGCAUAAUUUUAAAUGCAUUGUUCCCUGGAAAAGAAAAAAAAGAAAUUAAAUGAAAUGAGCACUGAAUUUUAAAAAGGACAAGCAUGUUGUCAUUGUACAGUGUAUUUGUUUGAGAGAAUCGAUUGAAACGAAUUUGACGAUAUUCAUAUUAAAAGCCCUGUAAAGUAUUUUGAUAUUUUUGUGUGUAAAAUUAAAAGGACGGAUUAAGACAACUUUUUUUGUCAAUAAAUGUAUUUUACUGAGUUGUUA